CAAAACCUCACUCAAUCCCCCGUUUCCUUUCCUUUGAUCUUACCAUCAUAAACACUUUACAUUACAUUGAAAACUCAAUACUACACUGUCAAUUUUAACUACGCGAUAUUUAACAACUACAAACCUCAACCUUACCAACUCCAACUCACUACAUAUCAAGAUGGCUCGCGGAACCGGUGUUCAGUCUAAGGUCCACUACAAGGGCAGCACCGACGACUAUGUCGUCUUCGUCGAGGAUCCCGCUAUGUUGAAGAAGUGGAGAGGUGACAAGACCAUCGCGCUGGUCGAGGUGGUCGACGCAUUCAAGGUCUUCACGACCGGCAAGCAAGGUGCACAGGGCGAGCUCAACACGGCUUCCAAGUCGCAGCUUGAGAACGAGUUUGGUACGUCGAAGGAAGACGAUGUUAUCCAGAAGAUCUUGCAGGAGGGAACGCUCCAGGAGACUGAGGCUACCGCCAGGCAAGGCAUCACCAACGAGACGAUCGGUGUCCGUGGUCCGUUCUAGAGCACUCGCUGCUGUGACGGAUGAAUGUAUUGUUAUGGAUGAGUUGAGAGGCCCGUCCGUCGGGGCUGGGGAGGAUGAAGGGAACCAAUGAUGAUCGGUGCAUAUGAGGCGUGACUGGAACGGCACCGGGAAUAGGGACUUUUGUGAUGGUAGCUUAGCUUUAUUAUGGCUAUAGUACCUCUUGCGAGGAAUAGGGAA
Pseudogymnoascus verrucosus is the source of this 703-nucleotide messenger RNA. RefSeq lists its product as uncharacterized. Bases 161 to 505 code for a protein of 114 amino acids. The record is from RefSeq and is a predicted model, not a curated record. The transcript has 3 exons. Lineage: Eukaryota; Fungi; Ascomycota; Leotiomycetes; Thelebolales; Thelebolaceae.